Molecule: messenger RNA, 426 nt
Organism: Rosa chinensis
Lineage: Eukaryota; Viridiplantae; Streptophyta; Magnoliopsida; Rosales; Rosaceae
Exons: 4
Coding region: 30-335 (101 amino acids)
Source: RefSeq, a predicted model, not a curated record
AAUUGACCAACAAGUACAUUAUCCCUUAUAUGGAUACCCCUGAAUUACUUGAAAAUCCACCGGAUGAUUAUCGAUGUGUUAAGAAGGCUGAUUGGGAUGCCUUUGUCCCUGACAGGAUUUCAGAAAAAUUUCAGGAACUGCGUGAUGCACAAAUAGAAAAAAGAAAGGAAAAUCGGUACCCUCAUCGUAUGGCACGUAAAGGAUACGCUAACUUAGAAGCCAAACUGUCCGAGUCAAUCCCCUUAGAGAAACUGGAUCGUGCGACGAUAUGGGUGAAGGCACUACAAGAUAAGAAUGGCUGCUUCAAAGAACCUGAGGUAGAGAAGACGGCAUAAAGAAUUGAAAGGUUAAAGAAAAAGGAGUCUAAUGGAGAGCUUACAACAGAUGGUUCAGAUGAUGUGCUCACCUUAGCAUUAAGGAAGCCAG